AAAUAAACUUCUGCCUUCUGGCUGCAGUGCUGCUCUGAGGUUUCUGCGUGACGCUCUGCAGACUAAAUCAUGCCAGCGUUAUCAACUGGAUCUGGAAGUGACACAGGUCUGUACGAGCUGCUGGCUGCAUUGCCAGCCCAGCUGCAGCCGCAUGUGGACAGCCAGGAAGACCUGACCUUCCUCUGGGAUAUGUUUGGUGAAAAAAGCCUUCAUUCACUGGUGAAGAUUCAUGAAAAACUACAUUAUUAUGAAAAACAGAACCUGAUGCCCAUACUCCAUGGUGCAGCAGCCUUGGCAGAUGAUCUGGCUGAGGAGCUGCAGAGCAAACCACUGAGCAGUGAGAUCAGAGAGCUGUUGAAACUCCUUGCAAAACCCAAUCUCAAGGCUUUGCUGUCUGUACAUGAUACUGUUGCCCAGAAGAACUAUGAUCCUGUCUUGCCCCCCAUGCCUGACGAUAUUGAUGAAGAAGAAGAUUCAGUUAAAAUAAUUAGGCUCGUCAAAAACCGGGAACCAUUGGGAGCUACUAUUAAAAGGGAUGAACAUACUGGUGCAAUUGUGGUGGCCAGGAUAAUGCGUGGAGGAGCUGCAGAUAGAAGUGGGCUUAUUCAUGUUGGUGAUGAAUUGAGAGAAGUCAAUGGGAUUCCUGUAGAUGAUAAAAAGCCUGAAGAAAUAAUACACAUUUUGGCUCAGUCUCAAGGAGCCAUUACGUUUAAAAUUAUACCCAGUGUGAAGGAAGAAAUGCCAAUGAAGGAAGGCAAGAUGUUUAUCAGAGCCUUAUUUGACUAUGAUCCUAAUGAAGAUAAAGCAAUUCCUUGUAAAGAAGCUGGACUUGCUUUCAGAAAAGGAGAUAUCCUUCAGAUCAUGAGCCAGGAUGAUGCAACCUGGUGGCAAGCCAAGCAUGAAGGUGAUGCCAAUCCCAGAGCAGGCUUGAUCCCUUCAAAGCAUUUCCAGGAGAGGAGAUUUGCAUUAAGAAGACCAGAAGUGCAGGUUCAGCCACUGAAAAUUUCCAACAGAAAAUCAUCUGGUUUUAGAAGAAGCUUUCGUCUUAGCAGAAAAGAUAAAAAAACAAACAAGUCCAUGUAUGAGUGCAAGAAGAGUGAUCAGUAUGAUACAGCAGAUAUCCCAACCUAUGAAGAAGUUGCAAAAUAUAGACGACAACCUAAUGACAAAUACAGGCUUGUUGUUUUGGUUGGUCCUGUAGGGGUUGGACUGAAUGAACUUAAAAGGAAAUUGCUAAUCAGUGAUACCCAGCACUACGGGGUAACAGUGCCACACACUACCCGUCCAAGGAGAAGCCAAGAAAGCGAUGGUGUCGAAUACAUUUUCAUUUCCAAGCACUUGUUUGAGACAGAUGUACAGAAUAACAAGUUUAUCGAGUAUGGAGAGUAUAAGAACAACUACUAUGGCACAAGUUUAGACUCUGUUCGAUCAGUUUUAGCUAAAAACAAAGUUUGUUUGCUGGAUGUGCAACCUCAUACAGUGAAACACUUGCGGACAUAUGAGUUUAAGCCAUUUGUUAUAUUUAUAAAACCUCCAUCACUUGACCGUCUGAGAGAAACCAGAAAAAAUGCCAAGAUUAUUUCAAGUAAAGAUGAUAAGGGAACUGCAAAACCCUUUACAGAAGAAGAUUUUCACGAAAUGAUUAAGUCUGCCCAUGUGAUGGAGAGUCAGUACGGCCACCUUUUUGACAAGGUGAUAGUCAACGAUGACCUCGCUACAGCUUACAGUGAGCUUAAAACAACUUUUGACAGGUUGGAGACCGAGACCUUCUGGGUUCCUGUCAGCUGGCUACACUCAUAG
This is a messenger RNA of Cinclus cinclus, 1800 nucleotides long. It is a transcript of the gene MPP7, whose product is annotated as MAGUK p55 scaffold protein 7. Lineage: Eukaryota; Metazoa; Chordata; Aves; Passeriformes; Cinclidae. Gene Ontology annotation, molecular function: protein binding. The coding region runs from base 70 to 1800 and encodes 576 amino acids. The transcript is spliced from 16 exons. The record is from RefSeq and is a predicted model, not a curated record. Gene Ontology annotation, cellular component: cell-cell junction; plasma membrane. Gene Ontology annotation, biological process: protein localization to adherens junction.